AUGGAUGACUUUGAUGUUGAAAAGUAUUUGAGUCAGGCAUUGACCAUUGGCCGGUUACGUCAGCUACGAAAGGUUGAUUUAACAGCUGUAGGAACAAAGCUAUUGGUAAAUCUAACUGGUCACAAAAGCAAGGCAGAAAUAGUUGAUGCAAUUACAGCCCAUGCAGGACUGAGCGCUGCGACGGUCGCGGCCCGAGCAGACGCGCCUACAACUAAUGAUAAUGGUGGUACUAAUAACCAAGAUCAAGCUACCAGUGACGAGGUUGGCCUUGAUUUAGCUAAGAUUGAGCUAGAGGAGAGAAGAGAUAGAAUAAAGGCUGCUGAGCAUGAGAGAGAAAUGGAACGAGAUAAACUAAAGGCUGCUGAGCAUGAGAGAGAAAUGGAACGAAAGAGGUUGGAAUUUGAAAUGAUACGCCAUAAUGACGUGAUUUCUCAGAGCAGUCAGUCUGGUGAGAGAGACAAGAGGUCAAUGGAAGCUGGGUUCUCUGCUAGGGUUAAGCUUGUUCCGAGAUAUGAUGAAAAUGAGUUAGAUUCAUUCUUUCUUAUGUUUGAGAGGGUUGCCAUGAAAAUGGAGUGGCCGGAAAAUGAAUGGGCAUUGCUCAUCCAACAAGUGAUUUCUGGUAAAGCUCAGUCGGUUGUUUCUGCACUGAGUUAUGAGCAGGCGUUUGAUUAUUGGACAAUGAAGGAUGCUAUUCUUCAUUCAUUUGAGUUGAUUCCAGAAGCCUACCGUCAGAGGUUUCGCAAUCUCAGGAGAGAAACUGGAGAGACCUGUGUAGAAUUUGCUCGUAGAAAAGAGGUUGCCUUCGAUCAGUGGAUCAGAUCUUUGAAAAUAGAUGCCACAUAUGAUUCUCUUCGAGAGAUUAUGCUCAUUGAUGAGUUUAAAAGAUGUCUGUCUCAAGAGGUUAGGACAUAUGUCAAUGAUAAUGUAGUUGCUGAUGUGCGAAAGGCUGCCAUGUUGGCAGAUGGGUACGAAUUGACUCAUAAAGGGAGUAGGUCACCACUUACUAGGCGUUGGAACCCUACCCAUGCUCCUAGUAGUUCUAGUUGGAAUGGCGACAAAUCUAGGUCACCUACUGCUAAGAGGAAGUCCAGUAAUACAGGUCCUAAUCAGGAUAGCGGUGUUAGAACUGAAGGCAGACUUUUCUGUGCAUACUGUAAGAAAGAGGGCCACCUUAAGACUCAAUGUACAAGACUUAAAGACAAAAAACUUGAACAAGAAAUUACUCAGCCUAGUGGUUUUGUACGCCCUGCAGCGGUUGACAUGCAACAACAUGAAAUGAAUGAUCACAAUGAAACAAAAAGAAGUGAUCAAGUAAAAGAUGGUGGACAUGAUGAGGAGAUUGAUGAAGGAUUUCUAGAUUUUGUUUCUUAUGGCACGGUUAGGUUCAGUGUUGAUGAUAAGGAGUUGCCUAUCACGAUUUUAAGGGAUAGUGGUUCUAUGAAGACUCUGCUUAUUGCUGAUGCGUCCUCCUUGGACACAGAGAAUUUCACAGGCAAGAAAGUUUUGAUUCAAGAUGUGAAUGAUGGCUUCAAACCGGUUCCAUUAUAUAACAUCGAGCUUAGCAGUGGAUUAGUAUCUGGACCAGUGACUGUUGGCAUUGUUACUAAGUUGCCUAUGAGAGGAAUUUCAAUGUUGCUCGGCAAUGAUUUAGCCGGAGGUAAGGUGUUCCCAUCACCCGUUGUGUGUGACAUUCCUGAGAUGAGUUCAGAGACAGAGGAAUUGGAAAAUGAAAUUCCUGGUAUUUUUCCUUCAUGUGUAGUUACUAGAGCCCAGGCUAUGAAAGAGAAAGAAAAAGAUGACAAUGAUGGUGAAGUCAAUUUGGGUGACACUUUUUUCAGAAUGUUGAAUGAGGGCCAAGAUGACCAGAUUCAUGAUAAGCCUAUCUUCAGUCAACCUGCGUUGAUUGAGGCUCAGAAAGCAGCAGAGGACUUGAAGAAGUUGUUUGAUGUUGCUCUACCAGCAGGAGAAGCUGAAAAGGUGUCACAGUGCUACUUCACAAAAUGUGAUGUGUUAAUGCGAAAGUGGUGUCCAGCUGGGCGUCCAGCAGAUGAAGACUGGGCAGUGGUAAAUCAGAUUGUAGUUCCCCCGGAGUAUAGGCAGGAGAUUUUAAGGUUGUCUCAUGAUAUUCCAGUGGCAGGACAUCUUGGUGUGAGGAAGACUGUUGCCAGAAUUGAGGCUCAUUUUCACUGGCCGGGACUCCGCAAAGAUGUAUCUGAGUAUUGUAGAUCUUGUCAUGCCUGUCAAGUGGUGGGGAAGCCUCAACAUCGAAUCAAGCCAGCACCACUUAUUCCCAUUCCUGUUAGUCAGGAACCAUUCAGUCGUGUUCUGAUAGAUUGUGUGGGCCCUCUACCCAAGACUAGGACUGGUUCUCAGUACUUGUUGACUAUCAUGGAUACAACGACUCGCUUUCCUGAAGCAUUCCCAUUGAGAAAUAUCAAGGCCAAGACAGUGAUUGAUGCCCUCCUGAUGUUUUUCACACGUUAUGGUCUCCCACAUGAGAUCCAGUCAGAUCAGGGCUCAAAUUUCACAUCAAAUGUAUUUCAAGAAGUGAUGUAUCAACUUGGAAUCAAGCAGAUUAACUCAUCUGCUUACCACCCGCAGUCACAGGGUGCCCUUGAGAGGUACCACCAAACCUUGAAGACAAUGAUCAAGUCUUACUGUUUGGAGAAUAGUGGAGAUUGGGACAAGGGUAUCCCAUUUUUGUUGUUUGCCUCCAGAGAUACUCCUAAUGACUCCACAGGGUUCACCCCCUUUGAACUGGUGUUUGGUCAUGAACCAAGAGGACCAUUGAAGGUAGUGAAAGAGCAACUCUUGUCUGAGAUGAAGGAGGAAAAUGAGAAUGUGUUGGACUAUGUAUCACAAUUCCGUGAAAGACUAUCGAGGGCGUGUGAGUUGGCAGGACAACAUUUGAAGUCAUCUCAGGUUGUGAUGAAGGCUCGUGCUGAUAAAAAGGCAGAAUCUCGCUCCUUUGAGCAUGGUGACAAAGUUCUAGUGUUGUUACCAAUCCCAGGUGAACCACUCAGAGCUAAAUUUAGUGGACCGUACAUGGUGGAGAGAAAGUUGGGUAAGGAGACAUAUCUUGUGAGCACUCCAGAUAGGAGGAAGACUAAGAGAGUUUGUCACAUUAACAUGCUGAAGAAAUAUUAUGACCGUGAGGAUAGAGUGCCAGUUGCUGUUGUGUGUGAAGAAACAGUUAACAGUGAUCCAGAUAUGCUUGAAUUCACAGAGGAAGCAGAUAUUGGAUCUGGGAUGUCUGGUAAGGUGAACAAUUCCCAGGUGAUGGCAAAUCCUGCUGAGGUAUUGGGUCAUUUGUCUGAGCAGGAACAGCAUGAUGUGAUAGAGAUUCUGUGUGAGUACCCUGCAGUGUGUACAGAUAAGUUAGGUUGUACUCUGCGAACGGUACAUGAUGUAGAUGUAGGAGAUAGUUUGCCCAUCAAACAGCAUCCUUAUAGAUUGAAUCCUAGGAAGAAAAAUCAGGUGCAGACGGAGCUUCAGUAUAUGCUAGACUGUGGUAUCGUUGAGCCAAGUCAGAGCUGCUGGAGUUCACCUGUAGUCCUUGUUCCCAAGCCUGAUGGAAGUCAGCGCUUUUGCAUUGAUUAUAGGAAAGUUAAUGCUGUGACUAAGCCUGACUCGUUUCCCCUACCCCGUAUUGAGGAUUGCAUAGACCAAGUAGGUAGUGCGAAGUUCAUCACAAAGCUUGAUCUCAUGAAAGGGUACUGGCAAGUACCCCUUUCAAGAAGGGCGAAGGAGGUUUCUGCUUUUGUGACUCCCCAAGGGUUAUUUCAGUGUAGAGUUAUGCCCUUUGGCAUGAGAAAUGCCCCGGCAACAUUUCAGCGGCUUAUGACUGAUGUCAUUGCGGGACUUGACAAUGUAGUGGUGUAUAUUGAUGAUAUCCUGGUUUUCAGUGACACAUGGUCAGAUCACCUAGCUUACCUGAGAGACUUGUUUGACAGACUGACCAAGGCUGGUCUUGUUGUGAACUUGGCCAAGUGUGAAUUUGCUAAAGCCACCGUCACAUACUUGGGUCAUGAGGUUGGACGGGGACAUGUUGUCCCACGGCAAGCAAAGGUCCAAGCUAUCGUGGAAUUUCCUGCCCCUUCAUCCAAGAAGGAAGUGAUGAGAUUUCUUGGGAUGUGCGGGUUUUACCGCAAGUUUGUUCCAAACUUCAGUGACCUUGUUGCACCCCUCACUGACCUUCUCAAGAAGGGAAUUAAGUUUGAGUGGUCAAGCUCAUGUGAGAUAGCAUUUCAGAAGUUAAAGGCAGUGCUAAUGUCAAAACCAGUGCUGGAUGCUCCCAAUUUCCAGAAGCCUUUUCAGCUUGCCACUGACGCCAGUGAUGUAGGAGUUGGUGCUGUUCUCCUACAGAUGGAUGACAUGGGUCUCCUGAAACCCAUUAGCUACUUUUCUAAGAAGCUCAACCCCCACCAGCGAAGAUAUUCUACUAUAGAGAAGGAGUGUCUUGGUCUCGUCUUGGCAGUUCAGCACUUCGACGUGUACAUUAGCAACUCUUCAGAGGUGACUGUAUUCACAGAUCAUAAUCCAUUAACUUUUCUUGAGCGCUUCAGAAACAAAAACCAGAGACUGUUUCGUUGGAGUUUGUUUCUCCAGCCUUAUGGACUGAAAGUGACUCAUAUCAAAGGAAAGGACAACAUAAUUGCAGACACGCUUUCUAGAGCUUAA
Molecule: messenger RNA, 4680 nt
Organism: Strongylocentrotus purpuratus (purple sea urchin)
Lineage: Eukaryota; Metazoa; Echinodermata; Echinoidea; Camarodonta; Strongylocentrotidae
Exons: 1
Coding region: 1-4680 (1559 amino acids)
Biological process (GO): DNA integration
Molecular function (GO): nucleic acid binding
Source: RefSeq, a predicted model, not a curated record